Messenger RNA from Porites evermanni, 780 nucleotides. NCBI's taxonomy places the organism in Eukaryota, Metazoa, Cnidaria, Anthozoa, Scleractinia, Poritidae. The record is from the annotation of a GenBank genome assembly.
AUGUCAGAUCACCUACCAACCAUUGUGACAAGAAAAUACAAGGGCGUGCAACAAAACAAAACUGAGCAUACCACAAUCACCUACCGUGACAUCAAGAAUCUUAAUAAAGAACAGUUUGCUGCUGUGUUGAAAGAGGCGCCUUGGGAUUCUGCGUUUAUUUUUGAUGAUCCUGAUGACGUUGUUGAUGCCUGGUACGAUAUUUUCCAAGGCGUAGUCGAUAGAUUCCUUCCUCUUAAACACAAGCGGGUGAAGCGUAAGUCCCAACCUAAAUGGUUCAAUAACCACAUCGUCGACAGAUUUAAGGAGCGCGAUAAACUUCUCACUAAAGUCAAGAAAAGCGGUUCCGACCAGGACUGGCUUAAUUACAGGCGAGCGAAAAAUUACGUGACUAACUUAAUUAGGCAAACGAAGCAAACAUACUUUAAGACCAAAUUCACAGGGAACAAGCAUAAUUCAUGGAAACUUUGGAAUCUGAUUAAAUGCCUGCCAGGUAACGACGUUCCGGAACACGAAUUGCAGCAAUUAGCCGAGGAGAGUGAAAUCAUUACUAACAAAGGUGAUAUUGCUGAGACUUUGAAUUGCUUUUUGGUCGACCAGCAGAAAAAUCUGACUUCUCAGAUCGGUUUUAACAAUGACUCGUUCACUGGACCCAGGCCCCCUCCUCCGCCUCCCCUAUCCCAGGUCUCUGGAACAUUCAAUAUUCCACAAAUAUCCAGGGACAAAGUUGUUAAUCUCCUUCUUUCUAUCCCAGUGUACAGAGCUACAAGCACGACGGAGUGA